Messenger RNA from Triplophysa dalaica, 1685 nucleotides. RefSeq lists its product as uncharacterized. The transcript has 2 exons. The coding region runs from base 93 to 989 and encodes 298 amino acids. The record is from RefSeq and is a predicted model, not a curated record. NCBI's taxonomy places the organism in Eukaryota, Metazoa, Chordata, Actinopteri, Cypriniformes, Nemacheilidae.
CACAGACUGAACUUUGGGGUACCUGGUCCCUUCCCACCAGUUGCAUUGAGUCGGUGUUAGAACAAGACACAACCGUGAAAGCAAUUUGAAAGAUGAGUACCCGCAUAAAUGAACGAGGAGUUGAGGAGACAUACUUUGAAGGACAGCAUCUGAGCUUGUCUGACCUAAAAGAGGAAGAAAUAUAUCACGCGUACCUGUUCAAGAACAACAUUCCUGCUUAUCCUGAAUCUGUGGAAUUCGAUGUAGAGAAGGUGUCUCAUGUCACUGGGAGACGUGGUCUUGAAGGUAUUUUUGAGGAUUCGGGAUUCAAGGCAUCAGACACAUCCUAUUUCCUCUGGUGGAAUUUGUCAGUCACAGCUGAUGACAUCGACUCAGCAGAGGAAAGGUUUCUGAACUCAUUGUUUCCUCAUACCCGAAUUCGCAACCAGAUUCCCUUCCUUGAGCAGUUCACCACCUCAAAGGCCUUCCAGAAAGAGUCUCCCUAUGGAAAUUUCCGCUUCACAUUCUCAAUAAGAGAGCUCCUGUACCACUAUGGUGAUCAGUUCUGUCCCGGCCACAGUCCAGUUCUCCGUGUUUUUGAGACUGUGUUGUACAAGCAAGAGAUUCUUUACAGGAUCAUAGUGCAUCCUCGUAGCAUUACUCUUUAUAACAAUUAUCCUCGGCUUCCUAAUGAUGAUGAUGGGGUGUGUGGGUACGCUAAUGGGUCCAUAUGGUGGCGCUGUCAGGCCCCUUCUGAAACCUACAUGAAUAGGUUUAAAGUAAACUGGAGGCGUGGCAGUGUUCAUGUUAGUCCUCGUAAUGAACAUUAUUAUGUGUGGGAUCAGGUGUGUGUAGCCUUCCACAUGGAGCCUGGUUGGGUGUUGCAUGUGAAUCGGGACAAGCUAAUUAAAAGAGUGAAUGUGUGUGAAGUGUCUGGACCCUGUCUCCUAAGACCCCCGGAGACUCCACUGAGUUUACAUAGGGCUGAGAAUAUUCUUUCCAAUUUUUAAAGCCAGGAAGGGCUGUGCUGGGGCUUGGGAUUAGGCAGUCCGCAGAUGAUGCAGAUAUUACAUUCAAAUUAAAAGAAACAAAGUAACAAAGAAAAAUGAUGUAACACGUGUUACAGUGUAAUUUUAUAUUUAAGUACAGAGUAAUAAAAAUGAACUACAUGUACUUACUAUAGGGUUAGGAUUAGAGUUUGGUUUAGGAUUAGUUUCAUGCAAUUAUUCAUAAUUUAUAGUUAAUACGUGUAACAUGUAUCAUCUUGAUGCCAGUAGAUGGCAGUAACAGUGUUUUAUAGUACUAGUUUGUAAUUUUGACAGGCUUAGUGCCAUUUUACUUUUCAUUAAUGAAAAACAUGAGACCAUGUUUGUUGAUUUGUUGUUUAACUAUUCUUUCAAACGGUUAUUUAAGUUUUCUAUAAAAAAUGCUAAGCAUCCUUUCCUUAUAUUGGUGGUGACUCCUUUUUGAGAAUGCAAACUUUUGAAAGGUCACCUAGGGUUCACAGAGAUAACCAGAUCAAUCACCUUCAGCUGACCCAAUGAUAAAAGUGACAAAGAUCCUGUUGAAGAGGUCACCAUUUAGUGUUGUAUAUAGGCUUGUAAUCGCUAUGUCAGUUAUAUGGAAGCCACAAUCCACUUCAAAUGUCUGUUUUUUAACCCUUUCAAUGAUGUGUUUCACUCUGUCUGUAUAAAUAAAAGCUUUUA